Molecule: messenger RNA, 1486 nt
Organism: Acanthoscelides obtectus
Lineage: Eukaryota; Metazoa; Arthropoda; Insecta; Coleoptera; Chrysomelidae
Source: the annotation of a GenBank genome assembly
UAAGGGAUGAAGAUAAGAUUGUCGGGGUGGGUAGCACAGUUGUGCAACAAAACGAACGGAAAUUUCGAUUAUUUCGACGAACAAGUUGCUAACGCUUUUAGUAUUUAUUGGCGGCAUUUCGAUCAUGCAUAGUUUGAUCUACAAGAAGAUCAGGGAUGCCCAGGCGAGGAGUCAGCUGUCCAACCGAACUGAUGACAUAUCAUAUGAGGGUCCACGACCAAGACGUGGCAGACGUUCUUAUGUGCCCGAACCCGCACGAUUACCCGAACUUCGACGAUUUCAGUUUCACGCCAAGGAAAAUCUUGCACCGAGAAUUGCCUUGUUUCGUACUGAAAAUGUUCGAGGAAUUGAACUUCAUAGAAGAGUUCCGAAUAAAAAAAGACAUUCUGACGAGGUUUAUAUUGUACGUCAAGAAGGGAUACAGGGACCUGCCUUACCACAAUUGGUUGCAUGCGUUUUCUGUCGCGCAUUUUGCCUAUUUAUGCUUGAAGAAUUUCCAGUUGGUAGAAAAAGGCUACAUAUCAAAAUUGGAAGCUUUAGCGUACCUCAUAUCUUGCUUGUGUCAUGACAUAGAUCAUAGAGGAACGACGAACUCAUUCCAACAGCAGUCAGAUAGUGUGUUGGCUAGUCUUUAUUCUAGUGAAGGAUCGGUCAUGGAGAGGCAUCACCUGUCUCAGACGAUAUGCACCUUGAAUACUGAGGGCUGUAAUUUCUUGGAGUCCCUGAAUCGAGACGACUAUAUAAAAUGCCUUGAUCUUAUUAAGGAUAUGAUUUUGGCGACCGACCUCGCUAUACAUUACAGGAUACACUCUAAACAGUCAGCUAUGGCACUGGACGGCUACAAUAAGAAUAACGCCGAACACCGAUAUUUCCUGUGCAGCCUGUUGAUGACGUGUGCGAUCUUUCAGAUCAAACUAAGGCUUGCCCGAGAGCAAAAAGGUGGCAACGCUGAUCUACACGGAAUUCUUCACGCAAGGAGAUAUGGAAAAGGAGAUGGGAAAGGAGCCGGCCAAUAUGAUGGAUAGGGAAAAAGCGUCGAUACCCGAUCACCAGCUCGACUUUUUAACGCAGUGCUGUAUUUGUAUUUUUAAGAUAUUGGAAAUGAUAUUCCCCAAAGCGAAAGUGCUGGUGGACGCGUUGAAGAAGAACAUAUUGUGUUGGGAGACGUCAAAGAUGGUCUUCGAGAGGUUAGGUCUGGAGGGGAAACGUCGUACGAAGUUUUAACUAGCGACGAAUUGGGAGGCGCAAGUGCAGGCCACACUUGAAGUUAUACAGGGUUGAAUAUGUGUUAAACUAUUUUUAUUAUGAUAAGCAAUGAAUGUGUUACAAUACUGACAAAAGACGCGUGCGCAAUAACGUAUAAGUGAAACAAAAUGUAGAUAACCGCAGAAAGCUCAAAUCAAAGUAUAAAUGUAAUUUACUAAUAUCAAGAUGAUCUGUAUUCAGACAGUGAAAUAAACUGGUUGUUAUUUAUUUACCGUAUGAA